UCCAUUUAUUUUAAUCACAUCUUACAUCUCAAAUUAAUUCCAAACCAAAACAAUUAGGAGGUAAAUUGUACCUCCUACCUCUUUUUUUUUUUUGGGGGGGACUGACAUGAAUUCUGAGAGGAGAGAAGAGAAGACACUUUUUUAUAAUUUCGUAUUUUUCUUAAUUAGAUUUUAUCUCAUUUAGUUUUAACUCGAUAUUUUUUUAAAAAAAUAUUAUACAGAAAUAAAGUGUCAGGAGUUCUAUAUAAAAUCAUGGAUAUAAUUGAAUUGCAAGACCAUAAAUGGUGCAACUGUUGAGUAUAAUUAUGUAAUUAUGUGGCCGAAAGCCUUGGGGCUUUAAGGGCUCGGCCCAUUAGGUCAAAGGGAUCUUCUCGGUUAGGGUUUGGGAGAAUGUAAAAGUGUAUAUAUAUGCUCUGUACAGGAAACGUUGGAGAACCUUCUCCCAACAACUCGAGUUAUUGGGACCAACUGGUUCUUGACAUGGUAUCAGAGCUGAUAUUAACAGUUGAUUAAAGUACAAGGUAUGGUGGACCUGUGCAAACUUCAAGCCAAUGGGUUGACUUUCGUUUAAGGGGGCGUGUUAGAGAGUGGUAUAAAAUCCAGCAGAACCUUCUCCCAACAACUCGAGUUAUUGGGAGCAACUGGUUCUUGACAUAACUCAAAUCAUUGCUUAUUAUACUAUAUAUAUAGUAUAUAGUCGUAUAGAUAGAUAUUUUUCUUCUAAAGAUUUGUUUACACAUUUAUAAUUAAAGAGUUAAAUAUUUUCAUUGAAUGCUGCCAACUUAUCCAGCUGCCAAGAUCUAAGAAGAGACAAAAAGUCAAUCAAUUCGAAGAAGAUUAUCCGCCGCGGGCUCCGCAUCUCUGCAUGAGCCGUAGUCAGUAGUGUGCAUAAAUUAAGAAGAUAUUGCAAUCAAACUAUCUUUUUUGGCAUCUUUGACCAGUUUUUUUAUACCCAGCAAAUAUGGGCCAUUUCUUAUCCUUUUUUAUCUCUGCCAUUUCUGAUAAUCAUAAUAUCACCGUCUGUAUCUGCGGUAAGAGAUGAUGAAAUGAUCAGAAAUAUAUUUAUGAUUGACUUGUUAUCUGGAUGAAUUUAGGGUAUCGUAUUGGUAGGUAAACUCAUCUAUAUCUUGAAUUAAUCGGAUUUCGGAACGUACUAUGUCGAUAAAUUAUAAUGAGUAAAUCUCGGUCCUAAAAUAUCUAUACUUAUGUAUGACUAUUACGUGUAAUUGGUUAUUCAACAGUUCAUCCAUCUAUAUAUUUUGGGAGAGCCUUAUAAGGGCAAGUGGUUCUUAUAAUUUUAAUGAUUAUUUGAACUUCAAAUUCCAUGAGUUUUAGAGAGAAAAUGUUAUAGAAGUCUUAUCGUCUCGGAUGAAUCAACUUGUAAAUUCGAUAAAAAUAAAAAUUUAGGUCAAGUCCACACAACUCUUUCAUAUUAAACGUCCAUUUCAUCGCAUGACAUGUUGAAUUUGUGCAAACAUAAAAAAACAUAUAAAAAAUAAUUAACAUCAAUACAUGAAUCUCUCAACAACUUCAGCUCGAUAAAUAUUUUACUAUUAUUUGAUGUCAAACCACCCGUUAUUAAUCAUGAAUUCCCCCGGCAGGGCGUGCAUGUGGGCCACGUAUCAAAUAAUUAUCUUCCCGUUACACGAAGGCUACCUAAGCUAAAUCUUAUAUAUAAUAACUAUGUGGAUGGUGAGCAAAAGCAAACCAAGAAAAUCAGAGCAGAGAUGAGAGAAGCAUCAAUGGCGUGUCUCCCACUGUCAAGAGCCACGCUCCUUCUUCUGUUGUCUCUGUAUCUUUUUGGUCAUGCCGUAUCAUCUACAACGACGUCGGGCGCCAGCAGUACUGUGCCGGCCACUACAUUCGGCGACGAUGUCCCGCCGGCCAACCGUUCAAGUUUCCCGGCGGGCUUCCUCUUCGGGUCGGCGUCCGCUUCUUACCAGGUUGAAGGCGCGGUAGCUGAAGGUGGGAAAGGACCUACCAAUUGGGAUGUUUAUACUGCCAAAUAUCCAGAGAGGAUAGCCGAUCGUAGCAACGGGAAUGUCGCCGUCGAUGGGUAUCAUCGUUACAAGGAAGACAUUGCAAUUAUGAAGAGUUUAGGGUUUAAUUCCUAUAGAUUUUCAAUCUCAUGGGCUCGAAUAUUACCGAAUGGGACGAUUGGUGGAGGUGUGAAUAAAGAAGGGAUCACAUAUUACAACAAUUUUAUCAACGAGCUCCUGGCUAAUGGCAUUAAACCUUUUGUAACCAUUUUUCACUUCGACCUCCCUGAAGCCUUGGAAAAACAAUAUGGCGGCUUCCUUAGCCGUAAAAUUGUGAAAGAUUUCGUUGCAUAUGCGAAUGUUUGUUUCAAGCACUUUGGAGAUCGAGUUCAACACUGGGUCACAAUCAACGAGCCUCUGUCGCUCGCUUUGUUUGGCUAUGCCCAGGGGACGUUGGCGCCUGGUCGAUGCUCGAAAUGGAUGAACUUGAACUGCACUGGGGGAGACUCGGCCACUGAGCCAUACAUAGUCGGGCACCACCUCCUUCUUUCUCAUGCUGCCACCGUCAAAUUGUACAGAAAGAAAUAUCAAGCAACACAAAAGGGCAAGAUCGGCACUGCCCAAGUGAUACAGUGGCUUCUUCCUCUCUCCAAUUCUAAGAAAGAUCACGAAGCUAGGCAGCGGAGAAUAGAUUUCACGCUUGGAUGGUUUCAGGACCCAUUGGCCACCGGAGACUAUCCGGCGUCGAUGAGAGCUAAUGUGGGGAAACGAUUGCCCAAAUUCUCAAAAGAGGAAGCCAAGAUGUUGAAAGGCUCUGCCGAUUUCGUGGGGUUGAACUACUAUACAUCUUACUACGUUUUCAAUGACCCUCCUCCGGCUAAUGCUCUCAAGAGCGCUACGACGGAUUCUCAUACCAAUUUUUCACCCACGAAGAAUAAUGUCGACAUCGGGCCAAAGGCAGGGAUAAUUUGGCAGUACAUUUACCCCAAAGGUAUUCGAGAUGUUGUUCUCUAUGCAACAAAGAAGUACAAUAACACGCCUAUUUACAUCACCGAAAAUGGAAUGGGGGAGGUCAAUAAUGAUACCUUAAGCAUCAAGGAAGCUCUUAACGAUACCCUGAGAGUCUUCUUUUAUCGUGAGCAUAUAGCAUAUCUCAACAGUGCAAUCAAGGAUGGUGCAAAUGUGAAAGGGCAUUUUGCUUGGUCAAUAAUGGACAAUUUUGAAUGGGCGGAGGGCUAUACUAUUCGAUUCGGCAUUAAUUUCGUGGACUACAAAAAUGGGCUAAAAAGAUACCCUAAACAAUCCGCCGUAUGGUACCGUAACUUCUUCAAGACUUAGUCAUGAUCUAUUCGACUUUUGCAGUUGCUGUUCCUUUGUUUAACUUUUUUCCAAGAAGAUAUAUCCUACUAGAGAUAUAUGAGUAUGUUCCUUUUUCAAUAAAAUUAUCUAUCAAGUUUCUUUUAUCUUAAUACUCUCAUACUCUUGUCACUCACCUUAUAUAUAAUUUCUCAAUAGUACUUUUAGCAAUAAUGCAGUAUGUAUGUACAUUGCUUUUGUUGAAAAACGUGUUCAUAAUCAUCUCAUCAAAUUAGAAACAUAUGAAAUUCGUAACCCUGCUAUCCCCUCAAUGAUCAUCCCAAAAAUUACCGGGUAAAAUGAUCGUUCCAGAUCACGAGGCUAAUGUUGUUGCCGAUCAUUUCUCCUACAUUAUUAAUCUAAUUCUAACCUUUUGAUUUAGUCCAACGGGUAUCCAUGUUUUUAAUGCUCCUUCAUGUGUGAAAAAUUUACCUUGCAUUGAAUUUUGUAUGGCUUUGAAAUUUAAAUUUAAAACCAAUGAACUAGAAAUAUACCAUUGAAGGAUUCAUUUCACAAAUAAUAAAAAGGAUACAUGUUGGGAAAUUUUAUCAGACCGUCCCCAAAUCUUAGAUGGGCCAUUUCCUUAUCUUCUAAAAAAUAUAUAUAUAUAUAUAUUUUCAAGAAACCCCGCUAGUAAAUUAAUUAAUUAAUUACUUGGCACUUACGUACUGAUUUCUAAAGUUUCGUAUCUACAUUAAUAGACGAGUCUACAUUAUGUAGCUAUAUAAGUAAGAUGAAACAUGAAAUAAACAACGACUAAUCUACAAUUACGUUCAAAAGAAAUAAAAAUGAUCAAUUAGGAAAGGUGGUUUCAGUAACACGAUCAUUACAGAAGACAAAUUGUUAAACAGUAUCAUUCAAAUAUCUUAUAAUUGACGCAAACUUUCAAACAUACUGUUCAGAUAAAGUCACAUAUAAAAUUUUAUACAUAUGAAUGUCGUAACAUACGCGUGUUUGCAUUUUAUUGGACUACGAUUAGAAGUUGAAAAGCACAUUUGGUGAAAGCGUGGUAGGUGGAGAUUAAGCCUACUUACCAAACAAGGCCCUACUUAAAUUUUAAUUAUAUUAUUAUUCGUCUCAUGAUUAUGUUUAGCAAUUGGACCUAUAGCUAGCUGUAGAUACAUGCUUUGCCCGUCAUAUCUCCAAGACUCCAACAACCAUUUUGCACUCGCAGAUAGCUAGCUUUGCAGACACACUCUUCUCUACAAUGGAGAAGUGGCAGACACAAUGGUUAGAUUCAAAUUGUGGAGCCACCUUCGAUUCGAAAAAUAACUCUUCAUUUUUGGGUUAGUAAGGGUUACCGAUUGCCGAGUAUAAAAUAAAUUAGUCAAUAAUUUGUGGAGUUUAAAUAUAUAGAUUGGGUUCCGAUCAAUUUGGAUAAGAAGUUCUCUAUAUAUGAUUAAUUCGGAAUCACUAAAUAUUGUAAUCAUUUGUAUGGAGGCGGAGUAGAUUUUGAAUUCGGAUUUGCUCUUGGUGAAUUUCAAAUCGGGUUGGUGAAUUUUAAAUAUAUAGAUUGGGUUCCGAUACUUACACUUUUAGACAUAAGUUCGACAUAUGAAAACAUUGCGACAUUUACAAAAAAAAAAAGUGUGAGUAUCCAUAUUUUAUUUCGACAUUUGAAAAUGUCCCUUUGAAACCUUGCGAUGCAACACUUAUGUAUAGACACUUAUAUCUUCUGUCAUUUUAUUUCGAAUAUGAAAAUGUUGCUAUAAAACCUUGCGACAUUUACAAAAAAAAAAAAAAAUUGUCGCUACCUAUAUCUUUCAACAUAUGAACAUUUUGUUACAUAACUUAUGACAUUUGCAAAAAGCACCGGUACCUACAUUUGGCGACAUUUAUUUUGAAAUAUAAAACUUAUUAUUUGACAUUUAUUGUUGUAUUCGUAUAGUUGUAUUUAUUAGUAUAGUGGUAUUGAAUAAUUCUUGCCGUUAGAUAGUUAUUUUUUAUGAAUAUACCAGUAGAUUAAAA
Messenger RNA from Linum trigynum, 5303 nucleotides. The record is from the annotation of a GenBank genome assembly. Lineage: Eukaryota; Viridiplantae; Streptophyta; Magnoliopsida; Malpighiales; Linaceae.